Messenger RNA from Erigeron canadensis, 643 nucleotides. RefSeq lists its product as uncharacterized. The transcript is spliced from 2 exons. NCBI's taxonomy places the organism in Eukaryota, Viridiplantae, Streptophyta, Magnoliopsida, Asterales, Asteraceae. The record is from RefSeq and is a predicted model, not a curated record. Bases 57 to 458 code for a protein of 133 amino acids.
AAAAAAAGAAGGUUGGGGGCGUUGUGUGGUUGAAAAUUGAGAAUCUGGGGGGAAAAAUGGAUAUUCGAGGGAUGAGCAUGAUAACGUCAUCAUGGCGGAAUCAAAAACACAGUUACUACUGUUCUACCAGAGAUCCAAAGCCACCUUCUCCACAAAACGGUGAUGAUCGUAACAACAAGAACAACAACAAAGAUAAGUUUUCGACAGAUUGGGACAAGGCAUGGUCAAGUUUCAAGAAGCAAGGGAAAAAGAGCCUGUUUUCACAGUUUACCCCAAAUAAGUAUGUAAGCUGGAACCCUAGAAGAUCCAACUUUCCAUUAUCCGAAGAGGUAGAUCCCAUCAAAAGGGCAGAAAGAUCAAACUUAAGUUUAUGGACCAGCCCGAGUUUCACUCUUGGGGGUGCAAUUGUCAUUGUAACCUUUCUUCUUGUUUACACCAUUCUUUUUCCCCUCAAGUAAAGACACUCGGAUCUAGUUUCAUAGGAGAAAGGUCUGGUGAUCGACUGGUGUUGUACAUAAUUCAUGUCUAUUACUAUAUAUGCGUAAUAAUUCAUGUCUAUUAGUAAUAGUAUCAUGGAAAUUACUACUGGAAUGUCUAAAGUUGCAAGUUCAUGCAAUAUAUAUGUAACUAAUCUUCUCUUUCA